Trichobilharzia szidati is the source of this 738-nucleotide messenger RNA. The record is from the annotation of a GenBank genome assembly. NCBI's taxonomy places the organism in Eukaryota, Metazoa, Platyhelminthes, Trematoda, Strigeidida, Schistosomatidae.
AAACAGUAGACAACUCGUCAAUUGAAGUGUUCAAUGUAGCCAUCUAAGUCUGAAAAGUACCUUCGUUUCUUCCUCAGUUUAAGGCGCCAGAUUCACCACACGACAUGCCUCCCAAGCUCGAUCCAUCUGCUGUGACUUAUUGUUAUUUGAGAGUUAUUGGAGGUGAAGUUGGUGCUACUUCAUCGUUAGCACCUAAAAUUGGUCCUCUUGGUUUGUCUCCAAAAAAGGUUGGUGAUGACAUUGCAAAAACCACUCAAGAAUGGAAAGGAUUACGUAUAUGCGUCAAAUUGACAAUUCAAAAUCGACAGGCGACAAUAAGCGUCGUACCGACGGCUUCUUCUCUUAUUAUAAAAGCCUUAAAGGAAGAGCCACGUGAUAGAAAGAAGGUGAAAAAUAUUAAGCACAAUGGCAAUCUUACAUUUGAUGAGAUUUUGGAGAUUGCGCGAACAAUGCGUCCCAGGAGUAUUGCUCGUGAGCUCUCCGGGACAGUUAAGGAGGUUCUUGGUACUGCUCGGUCAGUUGGUUGUACAGUAGAUGGUGAAUCUCCUCAAGUCAUCAUUGAGAAAGUGAAUGCUGGAGAAAUUUCUGUACCUGCUGCAUAAACUUCAAUAAAUUAUUGGUACGUGAAUGAACGUUUCUCAUUUGAGUUUCUACAAGGAAAGGGCACCAUACUGGCCGGUUAAAGCUGAUAUUUAAGGUCUAAUCUAAAUACUGAAAUAACCGUAGGUGCCCUACUUC